Messenger RNA from Budorcas taxicolor (takin), 1509 nucleotides. It is a transcript of the gene TCTE1, whose product is annotated as t-complex-associated-testis-expressed 1. The transcript has 4 exons. The coding region runs from base 1 to 1509 and encodes 502 amino acids. Gene Ontology annotation, cellular component: sperm flagellum. The record is from RefSeq and is a predicted model, not a curated record. Gene Ontology annotation, molecular function: protein binding. NCBI's taxonomy places the organism in Eukaryota, Metazoa, Chordata, Mammalia, Artiodactyla, Bovidae. Gene Ontology annotation, biological process: flagellated sperm motility.
AUGCAGGAGACCCAGACAAUAGAGUCACCGUCGAUCCCCAGCCGGUCCUCAACCUCCACCCAGGACCGGUCUUCCACUGUGGGCCAGACCUCGAGCACAGCCCCACAGCCCUCAAAGCCUACCCCGAUUAUCCCACCCCUGGCCAAGUCCACGGGCCCAGGCUCUGGGUCUGUGGUCCGGCGGAUGCGCAGGAUCAUCGCUGAGGAUGCUGAGUGGUCGCUGGCCAUCGUGCCCCUCCUCACAGAGCUCUGCAUUCAGCACAUUGUCAAGAACUUCCAGAACAACCCCAUCCUGAAGCAGCUGCUCCCAGAGCAUCAGAAGAAGGUCCUGAACCACCUGUCUCCUGACCUGCCACUGGCUGUGACCGCCAACCUGAUCGAUGAUGAGAGCUACUGGCGCCGCUGCUGCACGCAGCGGUGGCCCGUGUGCCACGUGGACAAUCACGGCGGCAGCUGGAAGCGCAUGUUCUUUGAGCUGCACCUGGAGAACCUGCUGAAACACUUCAUCCCGAACACCACCGACCCUGCGGUGAUCCUCAACCUGCUGCCGCUCUGCAGGAACUACGUGCGCGCCAUCCGGGUGGAUCAGUUCCUUCCCCCCGUGCAGCUCCCGGCCCCGCCCCGCGGCGGCGAUCAAUCCGAUUCUGGCAGCGAAGGGGAGAUGGAGGAACCGGCCAUGGACCACUACCAACUGGACAACCUGGUGGCUGGCCUGAGCCAUCUGGAGGAGCUGGACCUGGUAUACGGUGUGAAGGACUGUGGCCUGAACUUCGAGUGGAACCUCUUCCUCUUCACUUACCGCGACUGCCACUCCCUGGCAGCCACCCUCAAGGCCUGCCACACCCUCAAGAUCUUCAGGCUGACCCGAAGCAAGGUGGAUGAUGACAAGGCACGCAUCCUAAUCCGCAGCCUCCUGGACCACCCGGCCCUGGAGGAACUGGACCUGUCGCACAACCUCAUCGGGGACCGGGGCGCGCGCGCCGCCGCCAAGCUGCUGAGCCACAGCCGCCUGCGCGUGCUCAACCUCGCCAACAACCAGGUGCGUGCGCCCGGCGCCCAUUCGCUGGCUCACGCCCUGGGGCACAACAGUAACCUCAUCUCCCUCAACCUGCGCCUCAACUGCAUUGAGGAUGAGGGCGGCCAGGCGCUCGCCCACGCCCUGCAUACCAACAAGUGCCUCACCACACUGCACCUCGGGGGCAACGAGCUGUCCGAGCCCACCGCGACCCUCCUGUCCCAAGUGCUCACCAUCAACACCACGCUCACCAGCAUCAACCUGUCCUGCAACCACAUCGGGCUGGAUGGUGGGAAGCAGCUCCUGGAAGGCAUGUCAGACAACAAGACCCUGCUGGAGUUUGAUUUGCGCCUGUCAGACAUCGCCCAGGAGAGCGAGUACCUCAUCGGCCAGGCCCUCUGUGCCAACCGUGAAGCAGCCCGCCAGCGGGCCCUGAAUCCCAGCCACCUCAUGUCCCCAGUCACUGCCAAGGGCCCUGAGAGCCCUGUGGGAUAA